GAAGGGGGCGUGGCGCCAGCGGCCGGCGUGCCGGGGCGCAGUGGUUCCUGCGUGCAAGUGACUCUAGCUUGCAGAUGGCGGAAAUGGACCUGGUCGCGGAGUUGCCGCCACCCGAGGGUGCUGCGCGCUGGGCAGAGGUUAUGGCUCGCUUUGCGGCCAGGCUGGGCGCGCAGGGCCGGCGGGUGGUGCUGGUCACGUCGGGAGGCACCAAGGUCCCCUUGGAAGCGCGAGCCGUGCGCUUUCUGGACAACUUCAGCAGCGGGCGACGCGGGGCAGCGUCGGCCGAAGUCUUCCUGGCCGCGGGUUACGGGGUCCUGUUCUUGUACCGAGCGCGCUCGGCCUUCCCCUAUGCCCACCGCUUCCCGCCCCAGACCUGGCUGUCGGCCCUGCGGCCUUCUGGCCCAGCCCAGUCGGGGAAACUGAGUCUGGAGGCCGAAGAGAAUGCGCUCCCGGGCUUUGCUGCAGCAUUGCAGAGCUACCAGGAGGCAGCUGCUGCUGGCACCUUCCUGGCAGUAGAGUUUACCACUUUGGCGGACUAUCUGCAUCUACUGCAGGCUGCGGCUCUGGCUCUCAACCCACUAGGCUCUUCUGCGAUGUUUUACCUGGCUGCUGCAGUGUCAGAUUUCUAUAUUCCUGUCUCCGAAAUGCCUGAACACAAGAUCCACUCAUCUGGUGGCCCACUGCAGAUAACCAUGAAGAUGGUGCCCAAAAUGCUCUCUCCCCUGGUUAAAGAUUGGGCUCCCAAAGCCUUUAUAGUCUCCUUUAAGCUGGAGACUGACCCCGCCAUCAUCAUUAAUCGUGCUCGGAAUGCCUUGGAGGUUUAUCAGCAUCAAGUGGUGGUGGCCAACCUCCUGGAGUCAAUACAGUCCUCCGUGGUUAUCGUCACCAAAGACUCAGAGACCAAAUUACUGCUGUCGGAGGAUGAAAUCGCCAAAGGCAUGGUGAUAGAGGAGAAGAUAGUGGAGGACCUUCGCUCGCGACACACGGCGUUUAUAUGUGACAAACACUGAAGGAAGUGCUCGCCUAGCAUCCCAACCAGGGCUCUUACAACUGACAGGAAGGAGGAUGAAUCCUUUGCUAAGGAUACAGACAAUGAGGAAACAGUGUGCGGGCAGAUAAUGUCGGUAUUUUGUUGCUGACGGAACCGCUUGACACACUCCUCUUGAUUUGGAAAUGGAACAAGAACUGUUUUUCACUUUUUACAAAGCUGACUGUGAUUUCGUGUUCUUCAGAACUGACGUAGGGGACUUAAACUGCAUGUCGGCCUACUGUACAAUAGAAGGAUUGUGGACGCAUGAGUGGUCAUGCUCUGAAGAUCAGGUAUUUACCAAGUGCCUACCAUGUGCCAGGGCCUGUGUGAGCUUGGAGGGUUUAAAAGAUGAAUAAACAACAUCUCAUUCGGGAACUGGAUGUACAAAAAUUUAAGUGCAAUAAUAAAGUAUGUGCCCACAAACUGA
Messenger RNA from Peromyscus leucopus (white-footed mouse), 1457 nucleotides. RefSeq names its product phosphopantothenoylcysteine synthetase (gene Ppcs). NCBI's taxonomy places the organism in Eukaryota, Metazoa, Chordata, Mammalia, Rodentia, Cricetidae. Gene Ontology annotation, molecular function: phosphopantothenate--cysteine ligase activity. Gene Ontology annotation, cellular component: nucleus; cytoplasm. The transcript has 3 exons. Gene Ontology annotation, biological process: coenzyme A biosynthetic process. The coding region runs from base 75 to 1010 and encodes 311 amino acids. The record is from RefSeq and is a predicted model, not a curated record.